Messenger RNA from Symbiodinium sp. CCMP2592, 2118 nucleotides. Lineage: Eukaryota; Dinophyceae; Suessiales; Symbiodiniaceae. The record is from the annotation of a GenBank genome assembly.
AUGGAUAUUGCAACGGGAAAGAGGAAACCGCGGCGGUCUUGCUCAGGACAAAGAUCGAAGCCAGUUGAGCCUUGCAGAGGGCAAGCCGCACCCAAGGAGGUGCGCCAGGCAAACUUUCGACGACAGCCGAGCAUUGCAACAUGCGAUCGCAUCGACCGAGCAUUGGAACAGCGACUUUACUUGCUCAAGUUGGAACGGCCUCAUGCUGGAGGAGCAGGGGGCAUUUUCCACGUGCUGGGCAGCACCGGCAACGUCUACACCGUGCACAUCGGGACGAAACCCAGCUGUGAUUGCCCAGAUUUCUUGAAAGGUCGUGGGCCAUGCAAGCACAUCCUGUUCAUCUGGCUUCGUGUGCUACGGCUUGAAGAGGACGACUACAGAAUUUGGCAAAGUGCCCUCUUGACUUCGGAACUGAAGUCUGCAGUUGAGCCACUAUUCAAGAGACGAGCCAAGUGGGCUUUGCCACUGGCAGAGAAGGAAGUGCAGGAUGCUUUCAGAAAAGCGACGCGAGGGGACGACGCUGCUUGUGGUCAGAAUGAGCGGCGAUCGUGCAGAUGGCAGUGCAGCUUCAAUUGGCAUGACGGCCAUGUUCAGUUUCCUGCUAGUCGGGCUUACGCACAGGAGUAUUCACCGCAGUUCGCAUUGCGCUCGUAUGUUUUCGUCGAGCUCUAUGCGCUUCCCAUCCGCCUCGCCAAAGUGUUGGGCUUCAACAAGGUUCAAGCCUUCUAUUGCCUUCGAGGGUCCUGUGGACUUGCGAGCGCUUUUUGCGAAGCCAGCUUCUGCGAUGCAGUUCAAUGCUCCUGCGGCACCAGGGUGGCAAUCCUCACCUUGUGCUUUCUGGCUGGGGCAAGCGGAAUGUUCCACUCCUCUGUUGCCGUGUUGCCCUCUACCACGUGCAUGUAUGCUGUACUCCUCGGUUUUGCAGCAUGGAUGCGCCGGCGCUACGCAGUGGGACUUGGAUGUGGGUCCUUUGCGGUCCUUCUAGGGAUGGCCGUAGCCGCACCGAUGUUUGUGCCGAUGGGUCUAGCCGCACUUGCUCCACAGAAUUUGGGCUUCCUCCGCGUCCUCGGCAUCGCCAUGCUGGCACUCCUGGUCUUCGCGGUGGUUCCUUCACUCGUGGACUGGCGAUACUAUGGCUCGCGCUUGCCUGUUUGGACGAUGGGCAACCAUUUGCUGUACAACUUCGGAGUUGGUGGCGGAGGUGCAGGCGCAGAUCUCUAUGGAACGGAGCCAUGGACUUUCUACGCGAAGAACCUUUUGCUGAACUUUAACCUGGUCGCGCUGUUGGCAGUGCCUGCGAUUCUAUGUUCGCUCCGACAGCGCCAGCUGACACUCCUGCUGAUUCCGAUGUAUGUGACUUUGGCGAUGUUCACGAAGAUGGCGCACAAAGAGGAACGCUUUCUCACAAUGGUAUAUCCCUUGAUUUGCCUGUCCGCAGCCACUACGUUGGAUACGGUGGUUUCCGGUGCCGAAAAACUAGUGGGUUUAUGCCUUCGAGAGUCAGAUUCAGCUCUGAAGAGGCCGACAUGGAGAGCCAGCAAGGUGGUGUCAACAUCCUUGGCUGCAGCCGUUGUCGUGGUGUUUGCCACCAUAUCUUGUUCAAGAAGUGCUGCCCUACACUUCCAUUUCAGAGCGCCGCUGCAACUCUAUGAGAAGAUUUACUACCAGGGUGCUGCUGGUCCGUCUUCAAGCGUUAGAAGUGGCGUCUGCGUGGGCAAGGAGUGGUACCGCUUUCCUUCCAGCUUCUUCCUGCCCAGCACCGAGGCCGGACCGCUUCCGCUUCUCUGGGUGAACUCUUCAUUCGACGGGCAGCUACCGAGGCCCUUCGCGCCGUGGCCUGAGGGCCUUUGGAAGGUGCCCCCGGACAUGAACGAUCGGAACUUGAGGGAGCCUUCGCGCUACCACCAUGAAGACGAAUGCAGUCUUCUGGUCGAUCUGGUCUUGCCGCAUCAAGUAGAGGAGCCGCCGGAUCCGGCAUCGUGGGAGGAGAUGCACUGCGAACCUUUUCUCGAUUCCGACCGCUCCCCCUUGCCAUGGAGGGCCUUCUACGUCCCUUUCGGUGUUUCCGACAAGCGGAAUCAUUUCGUGCGAUACUGCAUCUGGCGCCGACGCACCUGA